Molecule: messenger RNA, 3475 nt
Organism: Pecten maximus
Lineage: Eukaryota; Metazoa; Mollusca; Bivalvia; Pectinida; Pectinidae
Product: AP-2 complex subunit mu
Exons: 11
Coding region: 150-1472 (440 amino acids)
Biological process (GO): intracellular protein transport; clathrin-dependent endocytosis
Cellular component (GO): cytoplasmic vesicle; AP-2 adaptor complex
Molecular function (GO): clathrin-cargo adaptor activity
Source: RefSeq, a predicted model, not a curated record
CAAAUUAUAACCGGAAGUAGGAUUUGUCAGUCGCCGGAUCGAUCGAAAACCAUCGAAAACGCCUGUCCGGGAUUCAUUAAUUUGACAAGCAGGGGUCUAAGUGCCCAUGGAAGAGUGACACCUUUAUUGAUUGACAGGAGAAUGUCAAUAUGAUUGGUGGGUUGUUUAUUUACAACCACAAGGGAGAAGUCCUUAUUUCCCGCGUAUACAGGGACGAUAUUGGACGCAAUGCAGUCGAUGCGUUCAGAGUCAAUGUCAUCCAUGCAAGACAACAAGUGCGGUCACCCGUGACCAACAUCGCCCGUACCAGCUUCUUUCAUAUAAAGAGAUCUAACAUCUGGUUAGCAGCAGUCACCAAACAAAAUGUCAACGCUGCCAUGGUCUUUGAGUUUCUUCUUAAAAUGGUGGAGGUCAUGCAGUCCUACUUUGGAAAAAUUUCUGAAGAAAACAUCAAAAACAAUUUUGUGCUAAUCUAUGAAAUUUUAGAUGAAAUUUUGGACUUUGGAUACCCACAAAAUACAGAUACUGGUAUCUUAAAGACAUUCAUCACACAACAAGGAGUCAAGUCACAAAGUAAGGAGGAGACCAGUCAGAUAACGUCCCAAGUGACCGGACAGAUUGGCUGGAGACGUGAGGGUAUCAAGUACCGGCGUAAUGAACUCUUCCUCGAUGUCCUUGAGUCCGUCAAUCUUCUCAUGUCUCCUCAAGGUCAGGUUCUGAGUGCCCAUGUGGCUGGCAGGAUUGUGAUGAAGAGCUACUUGAGUGGAAUGCCUGAGUGUAAAUUUGGAAUCAAUGACAAAGUCCUCAUGGAGAGUAAAGGAAAAAGCAGCAUUGAUGAGCCAACUCCACGCACUGUGGGGGGGACAACCACAGGGAAGAGUUCCAUUGCUAUUGAUGACUGUCAGUUUCACCAGUGUGUCAAGCUGAGCAAGUUUGAGACCGAACACAGCAUCAGCUUCAUUCCACCAGACGGCGAGUUUGAACUGAUGAGGUACCGGACCACCAAGGACAUUAGUCUUCCCUUCCGUGUCAUUCCAUUAGUCCGGGAAGUUGGACGACAGAAAAUGGAGGUUAAAGUUGUCGUAAAAUCUAACUUCAAACCCUCACUCCUCGCCCAGAAGAUUGAGGUACGCAUUCCAACUCCACUCAACACCAGCGGUGUACAGGUGAUCUGUAUGAAGGGGCGAGCUAAAUACAAGGCCAGCGAGAAUGCUAUUGUGUGGAAGAUCAAGAGGAUGGGGGGUAUGAAAGAGUGUCAGCUAAGUGCGGAGAUAGAAUUACUUACCACCAGCGACAAAAAGAAAUGGACCAGACCGCCAAUCUCGAUGAACUUUGAGGUACCGUUCGCACCAUCUGGGUUCAAGGUGAGAUAUCUGAAGGUGUUUGAACCCAAAUUAAAUUAUAGUGAUCAUGAUGUCAUCAAGUGGGUCCGAUACAUUGGAAGAAGUGGACUGUACGAAACAAGAUGCUGAUCACCCUGAAUUUGUAGGAAGGAAUUGAAAACAUCUCACAAGGACAAGGAGUCGCCACUGAACAUCAUUAGGAAAUACAAACAUUUAAUAUAUUAGUAAUUUCUGUAUGUGAACGGGGAAUAGUUUGUCCUAUUGUAACCUGAAGUUAGUGAACGCAGAUUCAUUUGUGUUUAUACUGGUCAGUUGAUAUUGUAUGAAAAGCAAACUAAAGUCAUCUUGUGCAAUCUAUAUGUAAAAUGAAAGUAGAACAAAUGAGAUUUUUGUGCAGGAUGUGUUGAUAUUGUGUAUCACCUUGUGUAAAUAGGAGUAUCAGACAUAGGAUAGUUACCAGCUUAAUGUGUCUUAAUGUUGUGUAUGACAGUUGUUAGAAUACUCUAAAAAAUGUUGUAGCUUAAUAUAUCGGGGAUCAUAUUCAUGUAUAAUAGCAAGAUAUGGUACAUUGUAAUUUCAUUUUAAUCAUAAAGUACUGGUAGUAGUUAAGGAGGAUAAUAACAAGUUAAGGGGAGUAACUCUAAAUGAAUUUUUGCCUUUAAGAAUGUAUAAAAUCCUUCUAGUCUUGUGGAUUUGUUAUGUAGUAGUGAAUGUGUUGGGUUCCAUUAUCCAUCAUUUAUUCCUCCUUCACCAUUUAGCACAAAAUGAUCUGCCCUUCCCAUUAAUAAGAGAAUGGAUGGACUACCAGUCUGUGAAAUCGUUAAGUUUUACUCUGAUGAUUAGGUAGGAAUAUUAUGUGCUAAUUCUACAAAGUGCUACUUUAUACAAACAUUUAAGUCUAAAUUUUCAAGAAAGCAUUUCUAAUCUGUUAGAUACAUGAUGUAAUAAAGCUGUUUCAGAAUCAAUGAAGAUCACGCUAUCUGGUAGCAAGUUAAUGCGGUCACCUCGUCGAAGGUUUGAUCUCCAUGUCAAGAGGUCUUGUAAUCACCCUGGUGAAGAUUAGAUCUUCGUGUCAACAGGUCAUGUGAUCACCUUGGUGAAUGUUAGAUCUUCGUGUCAACAGGUCAUGUGAUCACCUUGAUGAAGGUUAGAUCUUCGUGUCAACAGGUCAUGUGAUCACCUUGGUGAAGGUUAGAUCUUCGUGUCAACAGGUCAUGUGAUCACAUUGGUGAAAGUUAGAUCUUCGUGUCAACAGGUCAUGUGAUCACCUUGGUGAAGGUUAGAUCUUCGUGUCAACAGGUCAUGUGAUCACCUUGGUAAAUCAUGUGAUCACCUUGGUGAAAGUUAGAUCUCCGUGUCAACAGGUCAUGUGAUCACCUUGGUGAAAGUUAGAUCUUCGUGUCAACAGGUCAUGUGAUCACCUUGGUGAAGGUUAGAUCUCUGUGUCAACAGGUCAUGUGAUCACCUUGGUGAAGGUUAGAUCUUCGUGUCAACAGGUCAUGUGAUCACCUUGGUGAAAGUUAGAUCUCUGUGUCAACAGGUCAUGUGAUCACCUUGGUAAAUCAUGUGAUCACCUUGGUGAACGUUAGAUCUUCGUGUCAACAGGUCAUGUGAUCUCCAUGUCAACAGAUCAUGAGAUUGGUUCUGAUUACCUGGUCGAAGUCGUGAUUGUAACCCAUUUUAUUUUCCCAUUUCUAUAUCAAUAACUAUGAAAUAUGGACAAACUCUGAGUAUACAUAUAAUCAUAUACAAUGUGUCCAUUUAAAACUUUGGUAUUGAAGCAUGCAGUAUGUAUGGUGAGGCAGUGGUGUGAACUGUGAUGAUCAGAGGUUGAUCAAACUGACAUGUAUUGGUUGUGUAAUUGAUACCGUGGGACAAUGCAUUAACAAAUAAAUGAUGUUAAAAGAAGGUAGAAACCAAGAGGAAUAAUCACUGAACUGUGUAAUCGUUCUUACAUUGUGUAAUCUAGAGAGGAACAGAUUUAACAAGUGCUUGUUUACAAAAUGUUAAAAAUUGAUUGAUUGGGUUUCAAAGGUGAUUUGAGUCAUUUUAUAUAAAUGUCCAUGGUUAUCAUCGGUACGUUCUAUGUAUUUAUAUGUAAUCAGUAUAAAUAAACAUGCUCCAUCUCCCAA